AAAAGCGCGCCAAUUAUCAUAUGAUGGCACUACCAGUAAAUGAUCUACUGCGGAUCUGUCAUAUUUGUCAAACUUUGUGAUUGUCAAAAUAUCAGUAAACAAAUAUAUUAUCAAAUAACACAAUGGACGUGCUAGACCUGCUCGAAAAACGCAUUGCAGCACUAGAGCUUCAAGUUUUGCCCAAAAACGGUGAUGUUACGGGAUCGCAGGUUAUAACCGAUUUAUUAAUGCAGACGCACACGAUGCUGCAAUCCGCCCUCAGUUGUCGUGAAUCUAUUACCACCAUCUUGAACUACAUGAACACAAUUAAUGAUUAUUUGGAUCCGAACAAUGGAGAGAGUGAACUUGAAAUUGAUGCAAAAAGACAUGCUCUUUUAGAGUUGUAUCCUGAGUUAAAGGACACUGUCCAAUUGGUUUCCACUAUUGAAAGUCUCACUCCUUAUACAGACUCAGCGAACAUAAUGAAAGUUACAGAGUUAUCAGGAAAGUUGGAACAGCUUGCAGUUACUAAUUUAGGAAUCUAUGAUGAAAAUAGAGAAUACACCCAUAAUGUUAUUAAAUGCUUACAACAAUAUAAUGAUAUUACUAGUUCAAUUAAGAUUUUGUUUGGCCAAUUGGAUAAAGCCAUGACUGAUCUAGAAAUUGCACUAGAACCUAAAAUUACUGCUGAAGAAUAGUAUAAUUUAUUUAUUACUGAAUUGUAUUUAAUUUUAUCAAAUUAAUUAAGAAAUAAAAAUAUUGGAUGUCCAGCUUUAAUUGUUGGAAGUUUAAAUUUUUAUAUCCAACUAAUACUUAAGAUAUAUAUAUGUAUUUUGUUUUAUAUUGUGUUAUAAAUUUUAAUAAAAAAUUAUAGAUAGAA
Molecule: messenger RNA, 859 nt
Organism: Aethina tumida (small hive beetle)
Lineage: Eukaryota; Metazoa; Arthropoda; Insecta; Coleoptera; Nitidulidae
Product: dynactin subunit 3-like
Exons: 2
Coding region: 123-677 (184 amino acids)
Biological process (GO): cytoskeleton-dependent cytokinesis
Cellular component (GO): dynactin complex
Source: RefSeq, a predicted model, not a curated record